Molecule: messenger RNA, 2867 nt
Organism: Cuscuta campestris
Lineage: Eukaryota; Viridiplantae; Streptophyta; Magnoliopsida; Solanales; Convolvulaceae
Source: the annotation of a GenBank genome assembly
GCGUUUGACUCCAUUAUUCAAUGAUCCAAUCCUUAUCUCCAAUUUUCGCAAAUCAUUACUAAACCCUGAACAAAUAACCAGGGAUCAAGGUGAAAUAUAUGCUUGAUAUGCAGUGUAAUGUAUUUAUAGUUAACUUUUGUAUAAUAUUUCUGUUUCUACGAGCAUCACAAAUAUUAUACGGAGUAUAUGCACAUACAUUGCGUCAAUUUGUCGUAGAUUGUUGCUGAACUGUUGUAGAAGAUGUUCAUCAGAAGAUGUUUCGUUGGCAGAGGUUUCCUAGAUGUUUACUUGAUUCAGAAUCUGCAGUGUAUUUGAACCUUGGUGUUGAUUGUCCAUAGAAGUUGAUUUUGAAAUGGUGACACAUUUUACAUAUAUAGACUGGUGUGUAAUAUCAAUGAUUAUGAAGGCAGGAUAGGCAUAUUUUAUUCAAGAGCAUCUAGCUGUUGCAGACUAUUAUUGUCUGGAUUCUACAUUUCUCAGUAGUGGGCUGGAGCUGUGCAGGUUUUACUUACAACAAUGCCAAUUGGGUAAUGCACGUGGCAGAUGUUAUUUCGUUGCAGUUUAUUAAGGCAAGGCUUAGGAACGGAAUUUGUGGAAUAAUAUAGUGCAGACAUGGGUUUGCCUCAAGUAGCUUGUGAUAGUCAUGCACCUGAAAUUGCCUCACCUUUGAGCACAUCUACACAAACACCUCCCAGAUUUGUAGCUAUAAGCAGCUGUGAUAUGAGUAGGAUGAACAAUGGUCAACUUAGCAGUCGAACUCCAACUGAUUUUGCUUGCACUUCAUCAAGGGAAAUCUUAAAUGAUCCGGAUGUUCUCUCUAUUCCUAAAGAUGGAAUAAUUAGCAUGCAUAACUUGAGGAUUGAUUCUGCUGAAAAGAAUGGCUUCUUUACUCACAACGUUGGAAGGGAAAUUCAAAAUCCAGCUUCGAGGAUUGUGGGUUUUGAGUCUACAUCUGUGAGGCCAGUCAAUUCGUAUGGACCAAACCCAUCAGAUAGUAUAAAUCCUUCUGCUACAGUUUGCAUCACAAACAAGAUUCUGGAGACAAGUGGUUCAGCGGUUAGAAAACGAUUAUUUUCACCUUUGAAUGACAUGGUUCUUCCUGAUCAAUGUUUUGGUGAAUCUCUAGAUGUUGGCGGUGCCACUAGUUUAAUGAAAACGGCCUAUUUAGGCAAUGAUGCAGAUAUCAUUGUCUUACAAGAACACAAGAAAGCAAAUAUGAGGAUUUCAAAAAACUUUGAAGUUUUGUCCACACCGAAUGCAUUGGGAAGUUACAGCACUCCAGAUGUAAAUUGUAAUUUGAACUCCACUAUGUCUACUAUUAUGGAUGGCUCCUUGUUCGAUGAUGAGAAGAGAUUUUCUGGUGCUCUUUUUACCCCUACCUCCCCUAUACUAAAGUUCCAUGGAAAGAUAACAAAAGUUUCUUCCCAAGAUGGAGGGGUGGACAUGCUGAAUAAAAAUUCAUACUCCCCACCACUAUCUCUCUCUCCUCUCGGACGUCAUUGCUGUAAGAGAAUAAUAGAUUCUAAAUGGCAUAGGCACAAGUGGGAGGAAUAUGAUGUCAAACGGUCACUUGACAGGAGUCUAUUAGAUACCAUGUCUUUUGAAAACGAAGAAGAUUCCAGAAUGGGAAUGAAAUUAGACUUAGAUGUUGAUGACUUUCCCAUGAACUUUGAGCAUUUCACAAUUGAUGGUAUGAAUACAAUGAGAGAAAACGGGCGGAAAAAUUCCAUCCUUACAAGUCAGCAUACCAGGUUAGGUAGAGCACUAAGUGGACUCAGUGUCAGAAGGUCAUUAGUUGGUUCGUUUGAGGAGUCUCUUUUCUCUGGUCGUUUAGCACCACAGAAUGUUAGCCAGAAAAUUGAAGGCUUUCUUGCUGUUCUUAGUAUCGCCGGAGGAAAUUUCUCUCCACAUCCAAAGAAGCUUCCAUUUUCAGUAACAAGUGUGGAUGGCGGAAAGUAUUUGGUAUAUUACUCAUCCAUACAUAUUGGAGGACAUUUAUCAACUACUGAGUCUAAAGUCUCUAAAAUGAAGAGAAGCCUUAGCAUUAAUGACUCUCGGACUAACAAUGGUCGCCUUCGAAUACCUAUGAAAGGGCGUAUCCAACUGGUUCUCAGCAACCCAGAAAGGACUCCCAUUCAUACAUUUUUCUGUAACUACGAUUUAACUGAAAUGCCAGCAGGAACCAAGACAUUUCUGCGGCAAAAGAUAACUUUGGGCAUAGACAACUAUAAGGAUGCUAAGGGGAAAAGUGAUGCAAGACAACCUACACAUACAAAUGUUGAGAAUUCUUUUCAGUCUAGUGAUGUAAUUUCUGAUUGUACAAAAUCAAAUCAGUGUAGCAGUAUUGUCGUGGAUGGCAUUGGUUGGCCUUUUGCUGGCACUGGAAGCACUUCUGCAACGUGUUUUCCAAAAGUAUCUGAUAAUGCUACUGGUUCUGGUGUCCUGCGGUAUGCUCUCCAUAUCCGGUUCCUGUGCCCUUACUUGAAGAAAAGCUCUAAAACAUUUCAAAGGUGCAAAUCUGACCCUUCAUAUGUACCCACGAAAAGCCAAACAGAUAUUGAAGGAGGGCGACGUUUCUACUUGUACAAUGACAUGAAAGUUGUGUUUCCUCAACGUCAUUCAGAUGCUGAUGAAGGAAAGGUAUGUAUCUUGACUUUCUGAGUUGCAUUGUCUAUAAAUCCUCUAUUUGAAGCACCCUUCCCCCUUUUUGAGUUUGUUGCUCCUAUCCUCUUCACAUCAUGAUUUUUGAUAGCGUAUGAAGCGUUCUGCCUUGAGGUGGCUUUAAGCCUCAAAGGCUUCAGGCUUCAACCUCAUGUUGGUAUUUUGAGGCUUAUGCCCUAGGUGGAUGAGGCAUAUUAGGUGCAGGG